GUAUUCGUCGCGUAUUAAGUUGCUGCUCUGUGUCCUAGGGGAGGAAGCUAGGGCGCUGAGCGUCCGGUCACUAGCUUUGCUCCUUACCGGAUCCACUGGACCAGAAAAGUUUGUGAAUAGAGAGCUUCCCGAGUUUUGGCACGCCCAGGCUUGCAGUGUAGGGGGACGGAGGAAGCUGGAGGGAGCUUCCUCCAUGGAGCCCACUCAGCUUCCAGAGAACCUUAUCCCGAGCCAGCAGUCCCCUGCUCCCGGCCCUGAGGAUCCUGAGGACCCCAGAGAUGACUCCCCAGAUAGCUCAGACACUGUCGUCCUCAGUCUGUUCCCCUGCGCCCCCGAGGCUGUGAGUCCUGAAGCAGAUGUCAGCGCAUCCUCACUGCUGGAAAGCUUCCUGAAGCACUCCACCACCCUCACAAACCGGCAGCGUGGCAAUGAGGUCUCAGCUCUGCCAGCCACCCUGGACUCCUUGUCUAUCCACCAGCUUGCAGCCCAAGGGGAGCUGAGCCAACUGAAGGACCAUCUGCGGAAGGGCGACAACCUGAUCAACAAGCCGGAUGAGCGUGGCUUCACCCCCCUCAUCUGGGCCUCAGCCUUUGGAGAAAUCGAGACAGUUCGCUUCCUGCUAGACUGGGGUGCUGACCCCCACAUCCUGGCCAAGGAACGGGAGAGCGCCCUGUCACUUGCCAGCAUGGGUGGUUACACGGACAUCGUGAGGCUGCUGCUUGAACGUGACGUGGACAUUAACAUCUACGACUGGAAUGGGGGCACGCCGCUGCUCUAUGCUGUGCGUGGGAACCAUGUGAAGUGUGUGGAGGCCUUACUGGCCCGGGGCGCUGACCUCACCACAGAGGCUGACUCCGGCUACACCCCGAUGGACCUCGCCGUGGCCCUGGGAUACCGCAGAGUGCAACACGUGAUGGAGAGCCAUAUCCUCAAACUGUUCCAGAGUACCCUGGCGCCUGCCGACCCCGAGUGAAGAUGGCCUGCUGGGAACUCCGGCACUCAGGGACAAACCAGUCAGCCCACAACUGACUUGAAAGGCAGUUGCUGGACAGUGGGGGGAGGGGCAGGGCCCUCCCCAACAAGAACCAAUAAAUCUGUGCAGAACUCGAA
Messenger RNA from Acomys russatus (golden spiny mouse), 1110 nucleotides. It is a transcript of the gene Rfxank, whose product is annotated as regulatory factor X associated ankyrin containing protein. Gene Ontology annotation, cellular component: nucleus. The transcript is spliced from 9 exons. The coding region runs from base 194 to 973 and encodes 259 amino acids. The record is from RefSeq and is a predicted model, not a curated record. Gene Ontology annotation, molecular function: protein binding. Lineage: Eukaryota; Metazoa; Chordata; Mammalia; Rodentia; Muridae. Gene Ontology annotation, biological process: regulation of transcription by RNA polymerase II.